AUGAGACUCGAUCCAGAGACAGACGACAUUGAAAGCAGUCGACCAAUUCCCCAAGACUUUGACGGCCCCGUUGAACACCCAGGUGUAUCUACCUUACGAGAUGAUGAAUACAAGAAAGAAAAGACCUCAGAUGAGACAUCUAUUCAUUCUCAAUCUACAAAUGUCGUAGAGCCCGCUCCAGAUGGGUCAGAAGUUCUGUCUCGUGCACUGUCGAUAGUUCCUCGGUCUAGAAGGCGGGGAUUGCUAGGGCGAUUUGCAUGUAUAAUACCCGAGGUUGAGAGGCCUUAUGAAUAUAAGAAUAGUACGAAAUGGUUCAUCACCUUCAUUAUUGCUCUUGCAGCUGCUGCAGCUCCAAUGGGGAGUGCCAUAUUCCUUCCUGCACUUCCGCAGUUGGCAACGGACUUGAAUACGACGCCAACCAUCACAAAUCUCUCAGUAGCUAUGUAUAUGCUAGCCAUGUCAAUAUUUCCCCUUUGGUGGUCUUCCUUCUCCGAGACACUAGGUCGCAGGACUAUAUACCUGGUUUCAUUUGCGCUAUUCACCCUGUGGAAUAUCAUCUCCGCUAUCUCUACAUCCAUCGGCAUGCUUAUUAUCAUGCGAGUUCUCGGAGGAGGGGCAGCAGCCUCAGUACAAGCAGUAGGAGCUGGCACGAUUGCGGAUAUCUGGGAAGUCAGAGAACGAGGUAGAGCCAUGACCCUUGAUGUGCGACGUCUUCCUCUGAAAGCCCUUGCCGCCACUCCACCCACCGAUGAAAAAUCCAGAGGAACGUUGACUCGAACCUCGACACAACAAUCGAUCCACCUGAAGACCAAGAGAGUGGCCAAAAUUUUCAAGCGCUGUAUCAUCGACCCCAUCAGCGUCUUGGCAUAUCUGCGUUUCCCCGCCGUUUUGAUUACCGUCUACCUUGCAUCCAUAGCUUUUGGCUCAUUAUACGUCCUUAAUAUAUCCAUACAGCAGACCUUCUCUGAGCCUCCUUACGGCUUCUCCGUCAUUAUCCUUGGCCUUCUUUACAUACCCAACUCUCUUGGCUACCUCCUCGCGUCUGUGUUGGGCGGAAGAUGGACGGACCAUAUCAUGCACCGAGAGGCUAAAGCGGCUGGUAGGUUCGAUGAGGCCGGAAAACUUAUCUUUAUUCCCGAAGAUCGUAUGGGAGAAAAUGUUUGGCUUGCUGCCCUCAUGCCUCGUAAAUCCAGCAGUGGUGUUGCAGUGAAUAACUGUGUCAGAAAUAUAUUCUCUUGCGUAGGAGGAAUCGUCGCAAGCCCUAUUAUCAAUGCAAUUGGAGAUGGGUGGGUGUUCACUAUCUUGGCGAUUGUCUGCUGGAUAAGUUCCUUUGCGGUGGUGUGGGCGAUGAGACGUUUCGGACCGCAGUGGCGAGUCUCAAUGGAAGCUCGUCUCAGAUGA
Lachnellula hyalina is the source of this 1401-nucleotide messenger RNA. It is a transcript of the gene OpS2, whose product is annotated as MFS transporter. The coding region runs from base 1 to 1401 and encodes 466 amino acids. The transcript is spliced from 4 exons. Gene Ontology annotation, molecular function: polyamine transmembrane transporter activity. Gene Ontology annotation, biological process: transmembrane transport; intracellular polyamine homeostasis. The record is from RefSeq and is a predicted model, not a curated record. NCBI's taxonomy places the organism in Eukaryota, Fungi, Ascomycota, Leotiomycetes, Helotiales, Lachnaceae.